GCCCCCUUGGAAAGGCUUUUUCUUUUCCCUUCCUCCCUUCUCAGGACAGGCCAGAUCUUCCCGAGCUGCCCUGCACCAGCUAAUCCUGGAGAUUCAAUCCAGCUAAGUAAUUGGGGAGCCUUCUCAGCUCUGAAUGACAAUGAGCAGCAGGGAAGGAUCUGUCAGCUGACUAAUCAGGGAUAGUGGCUUUUGUGCAGAGCCUCCAAGGCAGCAGCGGUAAUGGAAGCAGCCCCUGCAGCAGCUUUGUUUCAUAGAGAUUUGGGGCUGCCACUUUUCAAUUCUACCCAAGACGCAGCUCACAUUUCAUCAAUGUGGCAUUGACAAUUGGCAAAGGAGCCAGUGCUUGCGUGUAGGCGAGAUGGCAGAAGCAAAUCCCCCGAGAAGCAAGAUGAGGUUCAGAAGGAAUGCGAUUUCCUUCCCUGGAAAUUUGCACUUGAUUCUGGUUCUGCGUCCUACCAAUUUUCUUCAACGGACUUUCACGGAUAUUGGAUUUCGAUUUAGCCAUGAAGAUUUCAUGCUGAAAUUACCAGUUGUUAUGCUGAGUUCAGUUAGUGACUUGCUGACAUUCAUUGAUGACAAACAAUUAACCCCUGAGUUUGGAGGCACCUUACACUACUGCCACAGAGAAUGGAUUGUCUACAGAAAUGCUAUUGAAAAUUUUGCCCUCACGGUGAAAGAAACAGCUCAGAUGUUACAGUCGUUUGGAACUGAACUCGCAGAGAAAGAUCUACCCAAUGACAUUCCUGGUAUAGAACAUAUUAUCGCAGUUCGUGCUCAAAAGUAUCGCCUGUUAAAGGACAAUAUUACAGCAGUCAUCAAAGAAGGAAAUUUUCUCCUGAGAAGUCUGGAAGGGCCUCCAACCGGAGCAGCUGCAGCUGCUUGCUCAAGUCUAGAGCUUCAUCAGCCAAGAAAUGGAGACGGGCAAACUGUUAAAAAAUUGUUGACUCAAGUACAUGAUAUGGAAGUUGCUUUUGAUGGAUUUUGGGAUAAACACCAGAUAAAAAUGAAGCAGUAUCUGCAACUAUGGAAAUUCGAGCAAGAUUUUCAAGAGCUUGUGACUGAAGUUCAAUUUCUGUUAAGUCAAUAUAUAGAGAUGGCAGAAGAAACAGAAACUUUCUCUCAAGUUAAGCAAAAAAUGCAAAAGUUGGAUAACUUAGAUGAAGUUUCUCAGAAUGUACUAUCAAAGGCCCAUUUUGUGAUCUUACAUGGACACAGACUUGCAGCCAAUCACCAUUAUGCACUUGAUUUGAUCUGCCAGAGAUGCAACGAACUACGUUACCUCUCUGAUAUUUUGGCUAAAGAGAUCAAAGCUAAACGGAUCCAGCUCAGCAGGACCUUCAAAAUGCACUCACUUAUACAGCAGGCGCGGCAGUGCUGUGACGAAGGAGAAUGCCUCUUAGCUAAACAGGACAUGGACAAGCUUCAGUCUAAAGAAGAUGCUGAGAAAACUGUCCAGAGCAUCAAGAAUUUUCUGGAAACGGCCCUGCCUUUUCUCAGUUAUAAUAUUGAAAACUUUUCCUGUGAAUUUGAUGUAAUUUUAUCCCCUGAACUCAAGCUUCAGAUGCAGUCUCUACAAGUCAAGCUUGAGAAUAUUCGAAGUAUUUUUGAGGAUCAACAGGCAGGUGUCAAAAAUUUGGCAGAAAAACAACUGACCAUUCAAUCUAUGGUCCCAGAUCCCAGCAGUUCUUUGAUUAAAUCAAGAAUACCAUUUUUCACAUCAAACCAUGGGAAGAAGACUUGGAGUCAAAGUCAGAGCAACAUAAAAAUUGAAGUGGUACAUGAUUUUCAGGAUAAGAGACAUUCUGAUCCACCUCCCAGUGUGAACAGUGACAAUAAUCUGAAAAUUUUAAAGCAACAUGUCCUUCAUGAGCUGAUACAGACAGAGAAGGUGUAUGUCCAUGAGCUGUUUUCUGUUUUAUUGGGCUAUAGAUCGGAGAUGGAUAAUCCAGAAAUGUUUGGUCUUAUGCCACCUGCCUUGAGAAACAAAAAGGAUGUUCUCUUUGGAAAUAUGGCAGAAAUAUAUGAAUUCCACAACAACAUUUUCAUGAGCAGUCUGGAAAGCUGCGCGAAUGCUCCAGAAAGAGUGGGACCCUGUUUCCUGGAAAGGAAAGACGAUUUUAAGAUGUAUGCAAAAUAUUGUCAGAAUAAACCCAAAUCAGAAGCAGUUUGGAAGAAGUUUUCAGAAUGUGCCUUUUUUCAGGAAUGCCAAAAGAAAUUAAAACACAGACUUCGUCUGGAUUCCUAUUUGCUCAAACCAGUGCAGAGAAUCACUAAGUAUCAGUUACUACUGAAGGAGCUAUUAAAAUAUAGCAAAGACUGUCUUGGAACCAAUGAGUUAAAGGAGGCACUUGACACAAUGCUGGAUCUGCUGAAGUCAGUCAAUGACUCUAUGCAUCAGAUUGCAAUAAAUGGCUACAAGGGAAACAUAAAUGACCUUGGCAAGAUGAUCGCACAAAAUGCAUUCAGCGUUUGGGCUGGACACCGGAAGGGGGCCACCAAAAUGAAGGAGUUUGCUAGAUUCAAGCCUAUGCAGCGACACCUUUUCUUGUAUGAAAAAGCCAUUGUGUUUUGUAAAAAGCGUGUUGACGGUGGAGACGGUGCCUGUCGAUUACCUUCCUACAGUUUUAAGAACAGUUUGAAUCUGGAUGAAAUUGGAAUCACUGAAUAUGUAAAAGGCGACACCCGCAAAUUUGAAAUAUGGUGUGGUGGGAAGGAAGAAAUUUACAUCGUCCAGGCUCCGAAUAUAGAUGUGAAGCUGACAUGGUUAAAAGAAUUGAGAAGUGUUUUGUUGAAGCACCAGGAAGUCUUGACAGUCAAAAACCCACUGUCUUGUCUACUGACAGAACAGGAGCAGCUGUUUUUUCAGGAAAAAGACGAAAAUCAACUUGGAGCGAUGGGAGGCUCCGAGGAAAUCAAAUCAGUGCACAGCAGCACUCUGGCAGAGGUCGGUGAGGCCAUUGCCUCACUUAAAGCACAAGCAAGUAAAGUCUUGACUGCAAUUUCACUACGUCCACAAAUUCCGGAAGGGGCUGAGGAAUCGCCCAGCCACUGUGUCUACCCAUCUGAUGAUGGCAACAAUGAAGACAAGUCCCCACUGAUGCCGCUCUGAGAAACAAGAAAAGCAAUUUCAGUGGAAUAAAAGGAGAAUAAAUAGAC
Molecule: messenger RNA, 3156 nt
Organism: Suncus etruscus (white-toothed pygmy shrew)
Lineage: Eukaryota; Metazoa; Chordata; Mammalia; Eulipotyphla; Soricidae
Gene: MCF2
Product: MCF.2 cell line derived transforming sequence
Exons: 25
Coding region: 359-3109 (916 amino acids)
Biological process (GO): intracellular signal transduction; dendrite development
Cellular component (GO): cytoplasm
Molecular function (GO): guanyl-nucleotide exchange factor activity
Source: RefSeq, a predicted model, not a curated record